UCUCGGUCGCACACGAGUAUGACGUCAUGCUCUGUGCUCGGACCGAGCCGUGACCCUGCUGCUCUGGCUAUGCUAGGGGUGCGCACCAUCAGAUGUUCCGCAGUAAAUCCUGUCAUUUAUCGAUGUUCCCGAUUAAACGAUAAUGGUAAACGAAAUGAUAAACGAUAACUACUGACAACAGUCUGUCUCGUGAGCGGCGACCACUCUGUAGUAGCGCAUGUUUGUACCUUAAGUUUGCAGCAGCUAGCUGGCGAGCUAACUUAAGCCUAUUUCCCAGGUAUCUAAAAGUGAAAGGAGUUGCUUCCAGUGAAACACCACGUAGCAGCAGCUUGACCUUCUUCACCAUGGAGUCCUGAAAUCUUCAAGGUUCUGCGACUCAUCAGGUCGCUUAGGAUUGUUUUGGACCAGAGGUCUCCAUUCAGCCUACAGCCUGUUUGACUUCCCAGACAAGAGGGAGCAAGCAGAUGGGGAAUUGCUGUCCCGCUGAGAGUCCCUGUGGCAGUGCGGAGGAAAGAAUAGUUUUACUGAAUGAUGAAACAAAGGCCAUGGUGUCCUCAGGUGAAAUAGUUCCAGUGAGCACUGGUGGUGCAGAAAAGGAUGAAGACACAAGGAACACAUCUGAUGAGACAAAUAAAAAGGCUGAGGAAAAGGCUGAGACUGUGCAGGAUAAGCACAGGCCUCUACAUGGAGAGACAGAGCCCAAUAACACUCAGGAGAAUGGACCCUUGCAGAAGGAGGGCAUUCAACCGGCUAUGCCUUCUCCCCACAAAGAGUCUGGAAACUCCACCAGACCACAAGAUGAAGGUGUGAAGAAACUUUCACAUGACAGUGGACAAGCUGAGCAUCUGCAAUGCACUUUAGAUCCCCAGCAGAAAGACCACGCAGCUGAAUGGGAGGUUUUGACAGCAAUUGCUGUGGUGCCAAAAGAAGAAACUCCAGGCUCAGUGCAGGACAGAAUCAUAGAUGGCGGCGCACUGACAGCCGAGGCAGUCCACCCUCAACACCUUUCAUGUACUGAGGCAACCACAGCAAGGGAGCACAAUACCCGGAGCACUGCUCAUGAUAAUGAAGAAGAAGCAGCAGCAGGCUCCAGAGUUGCUACUGGCAGUGCUAUAGCCGAACCAUCAGAGGAGUCUUUAAAAAAUAACCAAAUGUCAAACGCUCAGCUCGCCACAGCAGCUGAUCAUAUAUCGUCCAUAUCUGUGGUCAGCCAGGAGAUCAGCGAGGAGAUUCCGAGCUUUGCUGUGUCAAAUGCUGAAAGUUCUUCAGUGUGCAAGCAGGCUGAUCCUGAAGAUGCAAACGUUUGUGAUGUCUCUGAGUCCUGUCCUGGAUCAGAGCCCACGGCGCUCGGUCACAGCGCUGAGGGACGAGACUCUGCCAACUCUGUCAGCCAGCAAGAGACCAGAGCUGCAGCAGAUGCCAGCGAAAGUUUAAAGUCCGAUCAGGAUGCAAAGCUAGAUUCUGGGUGUACAUCUGUGAGUGUAAAGGCACUCGCUUCCUUGGAGAACAUCAAACACGAUACUGGAAAAGUGCUUGACCAAGAUGGGGAUGUUUCCAUAGUGAAGGAGGAAGAUGUGAUGCAGAAGGAGGAGGCAGAGACUAAGCCUGGGAAAGAUGCUGAGACUCAGGAGGGCACUAAUGUCAAGGCUGAAGUCAUGGAGGCGGAACUCUCUGCUGAAGACGACCUGGGAAACAGUGAAGAAGACCUGUACAGAGGGGCUGAGGAGCUGUCGGUGUCACAAAACACAAAACCAGGACCACCACCUGUAUUAGAAAGUACAAAGCUAAAGAUGGAGGACAGAUGCAGUUUGGCCCCGGCAGUGGAUAUUCUGUCUUACAGCGAGAGAGAGUGGAAAGGAAACACUGCCAAAAGUGCUCUCAUUAGAAAGGGUUAUAAAGAGAUGUCCCAGAGGUUUGCAAGCUUGAGGAGAGUGAGGGGGGACAACUACUGUGCACUCAGAGCCGUGCUGUUCCAAGUGCUCUCCCAUAGCACCCAGCUGCCUGUAUGGCUGCAGGAGAAUGACAUUACUAAGCUGCUCAAGCAACUUGAGGCCCAGGAAGGGCUGAUCAGUCUGUGGACGUUUCCUGGUGAGUGUCUGCAGGGAGAUGGGACAGAAGACGCCAACCAGCAGCUAAAACACUACGUGGAGCUCCUCCGAAACAAGUGGCAGGCAGCGGUGGAGUGCUCUUCGGCUGUGGAGCGGCAGCAGCUAUGCGAGCGAGCGUUUCAAGGCGGAGAAGAGGAGCUGGGGUUGCUGGAGGCACUGAAGCUGCUGAUGCUGGGCAGAGCGGUGGAGCUGCACAGCUGCAUGCGGAGAGGCAGAGAUGUGCCGCUCUUCUGCUUGCUGCUGUUCGCUCGGGACUCAUCCGACUGCCCACGCUCCUUCCUCUCCAACCACCUCAGCCACGUGGGCCAGAGUGCUGGGCUGGAACAGGUGGAGAUGUUCCUGCUGGGCUACGCCUUGCAGUGCACCAUUCAAGUUUACAGACUGUACAAGGCUGACACAGAGGAGUUUGUCACCUACUAUCCAGACGACCACAAGAAUGAGUGGCCGUCCAUAUGUCUUGUUACGGAGGACGAUCGCCACUACAAUGUGCCAGUUGUCGAAGCUGCAGCGCUACACAAGGAGCUCAAGGCGAGUUGAUUGUCACUGUUGCGAUAUCUCCUGCCAUACAAUAAAACACUCCUCAGGUCAGUCACAAUGACUGAACAUACGCCAGUUGACCUGUUUCACAGUGAUGUCAGAUCGUGAACAACAUGCUGCAUUCUGGGAUUGACAGAGGGUCUUGCUAGUGAAGUCACAGCAGUAAGACAGAGUGCGCCCACAU
Messenger RNA from Monopterus albus (swamp eel), 2829 nucleotides. RefSeq lists its product as uncharacterized. The transcript has 11 exons. Gene Ontology annotation, biological process: protein linear deubiquitination. The record is from RefSeq and is a predicted model, not a curated record. Gene Ontology annotation, cellular component: cytoplasm. NCBI's taxonomy places the organism in Eukaryota, Metazoa, Chordata, Actinopteri, Synbranchiformes, Synbranchidae. The coding region runs from base 465 to 2645 and encodes 726 amino acids. Gene Ontology annotation, molecular function: cysteine-type deubiquitinase activity.